CUAACGUACGCUUCACUUCCAAAAUGGAAAAUUCAGCUCGCAGUUCACCUGCUCUCUUCUCCCAUUCAAUUUUCAGCGUGGAAUUGAUCAACGAAACUUCCUUCGAUCCGAAGUUCCAAGUUUAGAACAAGGGACAUCGACUCUGUCAUCAGCUGCUGCUGCCUCUUCCUCUUAUCCUCUAUCUCUGCUCGAAGUUUUUGGGGCUUUGAGGAUUUGAUGGGGGCGAAACAAUCCAAAGAAGAGUUGCUCUACCAGAAGGUGAAUCAAGGGAACGUCGAAGGCAUCAAAACCCUUCGCUACGGUGGAGCUGGACUUGAGUGGGUUGACAAGGAAGGAAAGUCUCCACUGAUUCUUGCAUGCACGCGUUCUGAUCUCCUCCAAGCUGCCAAAGUUCUGAUUGAAAUGGGUGCGAAUGUGAAUGCUUAUCGCCCUGGGAGUCAUGCUGGAACUCCUUUACAUCAUGCAGCAAGAAAAGGCCUCGAGAAAACUAUUAACCUACUUCUUUCUAAUGGAGCAAAUCCAUUAUUGAUGAAUGAUGAUAGCAAGACCCCUCUUGAUGUAGCUAGAGCAAGAGGGCAUUCCAAGGUUGUUCGUGCCAUUGAGAAACGUAUAUGUUUAUUUUCUGGUUGGAUAAGGGAGAUUCAUGGGCCAAGCAUAUUGGAAGCAUUUGUGCCACAACUGGUAUCAAAAAAAAUUUGGGCUGUUGUUUUACCUUGCAAUUCUCGUAAUCCUAUGAAUCCUCAGAAAUUUGAGCUGGCUAUAUAUCCUAAUCUACAGGUUUCUCAUCCUCGAACUGUAGUAGCACUUUGGAAAGCUCAGAUAGAGCAGCCAAACUUCAAUCAACCGGAUCCUGUAUUGAUUGUUCAAGAUACUAAUAAAAAAAGCAGGUCCAAGUUUUUAUCUGCAACUGAAGGCGACAAACAGCAGAUGCUGUCAUUCUACAAUGCUUGCAGAGGGAUAUACCAGUUCUCUCAUUUGCAGCACACCAAUUUUGUUUCACCACCACCAGCUGCUCCUCCAUUACCACCUAACAAAUUGCAGGCAACAAACACAAAUUGUCCAGAAGACACUGAACUAACCAUGGCCAUCAAUGCCUCCAUUCAAACAGCUAUAAACGAGGGAGUCCUGCUUCAUCAUGGCCGACAACAUGCAGAAGUUGGCACAAUUGAAUCUCCUAAAUCUACACAGCCAAAUUUCACACCAAAGGCAAUCUCGCAGCAGAUUCACACAAGACAAACUAAAACCCGAUGUGCCUCCCACAGCUCUCUGGAAUCAGUUCCAUCUGCUCCACCAUUUUCAGAAGACAUGUUUUAUACAGGUUCCAUUCAGUACCCAUCAAUAGAUUUGAGCUCCAUUGAUGCUGAAAGCAUGCUUGUUAAGACUGAAACUAGAGAAGACAGAGGAACUAACAGUUCACCUUCCUUUUGUGUGAUCUGCUUGGAUGCGCUGAUUGAGGGCGCAUGCGUACCAUGCGGUCAUAUGGCUGGAUGCAUGUCAUGUCUGAAAGAGAUCAAAGCAGAGAAAGGAGAGUGCCCGGUUUGUCGGACGAAGAUUGAGCAGAUUGUGAAGCUCUAUACAGUUUGAUUAGGAGCAUGCAGAUUAUAUUACACUACUUUAGUUUCGUUUGGGACGGCUUUUUUGGUGCUUUUUAAAGCAGCUUUCUAGUAUAAAUUAAUUAAUUUUUUACUAAAAAAUUACUUUAAGAAGCAGUAAGAAAGCCAUCCCAAACGAAGCUUUUAUUUUCUGUUUAUAUGGUGGUGGUACUGCACAUAUACAUAGAUAUGUAAAUGAUGUUAACUAGUCCUGCAUGAGAACAGCUGCUGAACAUAAUCAUGGUGAGCAUUUGAUGAUGAUUGUUUCAUUAGUUUGUAUGGUUUCAAUGUUGAAAUUAAAUUUUUUUGAUUUUAUUUGUAAUUAA
This is a messenger RNA of Dendrobium catenatum, 1918 nucleotides long. Its product is annotated as probable E3 ubiquitin-protein ligase XBOS34. The transcript has 10 exons. The record is from RefSeq and is a predicted model, not a curated record. NCBI's taxonomy places the organism in Eukaryota, Viridiplantae, Streptophyta, Magnoliopsida, Asparagales, Orchidaceae. Gene Ontology annotation, molecular function: protein binding. Bases 217 to 1584 code for a protein of 455 amino acids.